GUUUCUAGUCGGACGUUCUUAUUAGACGGGCCGCAAACAUGGCAGUUCCUUCAGGUGGUGGAAGGACAGCAGUUAGCUAACUUUUCUGAGUUACAUAAGGAAAACAAAUCAAUAGAAGAGACGGACUAUAAUUUGAAAACAUGGGUUUUAUAAGGCACGUCGUGUGCGCCAUGUCUGGCGGCGUCGACAGCUCCGUGGCGGCGUUGUUACUGAAGAGAAGAGGUUACAGUGUGACAGGAGUGUUUAUGAAGAACUGGGACUCUCUGGAUGAAAGCGGACUUUGCACUACAGAGAAAGACUGUGAGGACGCCUACAGAGUAUGCAAGACUCUGGACAUCCCCUUCCACCAAGUGUCUUAUGUCAAAGAGUACUGGCAUGAAGUUUUCAGUAAUCUGUUAAAGGAGUAUGAGAAGGGCAGGACUCCAAACCCAGAUAUACUGUGCAACAAGCACAUCAAAUUCAACCAUUUCCACAAAUAUGCCAUCAACACUCUGGGCGCUGAUGCUAUGGCAACGGGCCACUACGCAAGGACAUCCCAGGAAGAUGCAGAGGUUUUUCAGCAGACACACACAGCCCCGCCCACCACGCUCUUCAGAGAUCGUUUUGAGAUCAGAAAUCCGGUGAGGCUGCACAAGGGAGCAGAUCUCGUCAAAGACCAAACUUUCUUCCUCAGCCAGAUCUCACAAGACGCCUUGCGACAAACCAUGUUCCCACUUGCUGGACUCACCAAAGAUUUUGUGAAAAAGAUUGCUGCUGAAGCCGGGUUCCACCAUGUGCUGAAGAAGAAAGAGAGCAUGGGUAUCUGCUUCAUUGGAGAGAGAAACUUUGAAAACUUUAUUUUGGAGUAUCUAGAAUCUAAACCAGGGAACUUUGUCUCCAUUGAGGACGGGACCAUAAUGGGAAAACACAAAGGCUGGUUCACUCUGACUCUGGGCCAGAGGGCGAGGAUAGGAGGGCAGAAAGACGCCUGGUUUGUCGUGGACAAAGACAUCACGACUGGAGAUGUGUUUGUCGCUCCAGCUACCAAUCACUCAUCUCUGUUCCGUGACACGAUGCGGACGGACCGCUUUCACUGGAUAGCAGAUGACCCGCCUCCCACACUAGCCAGGACCCAGAUGAUGGAGUGUCACUUCCGCUUCAUCCACCAGAUGCCGCUCACUCCCUGCACUGUGACUCUGAACAUGGACGGCUCUGUGUGGAUCUCACUCUCCCAGCCAGUUAGAGCUCUGACGCCUGGACAGUUUGCUGUACUCUACAAAGGAGACGAGUGUCUGGGUAGCGGGAAGAUCAUCCAGCUGGGGCCCAGUGAAUACACGCUCCAGCAGGGCCGAGAACGUUUGUUAGCAGCCGCGCGGCUCAAGGAGAAGCAGACCCCUGAACCAGUGAGCUGAGACGACCCCGCAGCCCAGCCGUGGUGGAAAUGCACUCUGUCUGGUACAUUAGAGCACUCUGAUUUGGAAAAUAAACAGUUUCUUAGGGUUUUAUGACACGCUGCUCCUGGUGAGCUCAACAGUAUUGAUGACACAAGGACAAAACGGUUACAUACUGUGAGCUUGUCUGUUAACUGACCAAAGUGUUUGUUCAGCUAAAAUCAUCUCCAGUCGGCAAGUGUUUUAGAGUUAACACUACACGGUAAUAAUAUGGUUUACUAAGCAACAGUAACCUCGCUUUAAAAGGAAAUCAAACGUUACAAACGUUCACUUACGUACUUCUAACAUCACUAAAUGGAUCUACUUCAACACCUCAGCAAACUUUUCCAGGUACAGUAUGUCUGUUUCUGCUUGUGUCAUAAUUUAUACCAAGAUAAUUCUCUAUUGCACCUCCAUGAUGGCACUAGUUGUGCUGUUAUUGAUGAAUAUGCAUUACAAGGAAUAACACCUUGAAAUAAGUUUUAUUUAGGCAAACAAGACUGUUGGAUAAUCAUGUACUUGGUACUGGUUUAUGUACUGUAUUCAAGAAGAAUACACUCAGUGCUAAAUGUGUUUUU
Thunnus maccoyii (southern bluefin tuna) is the source of this 1987-nucleotide messenger RNA. It is a transcript of the gene trmu, whose product is annotated as tRNA 5-methylaminomethyl-2-thiouridylate methyltransferase. The record is from RefSeq and is a predicted model, not a curated record. Gene Ontology annotation, biological process: tRNA wobble position uridine thiolation. Lineage: Eukaryota; Metazoa; Chordata; Actinopteri; Scombriformes; Scombridae. Gene Ontology annotation, cellular component: mitochondrion. The coding region runs from base 141 to 1391 and encodes 416 amino acids. The transcript has 11 exons. Gene Ontology annotation, molecular function: sulfurtransferase activity.